Molecule: messenger RNA, 6839 nt
Organism: Cuscuta europaea
Lineage: Eukaryota; Viridiplantae; Streptophyta; Magnoliopsida; Solanales; Convolvulaceae
Source: the annotation of a GenBank genome assembly
CAAACCGUCAAUUCAGCCCGCCAAAACAACCCGGGUUGUCCAACGGUUUUAAUUCUAAAUCCGGAUCCUCGUCCCACUACGUUUCACUCUUCUCUUUCCUCGUUCUCUCCAGCAUGCAAAACAUGGCAACGAUCAAACAACACCAUCAAUUCUUCGAAUCCCCCAUUUCUUCCCCUCUCAAACCCUUAACCUGAUUUUUUUGUCUCUCGUCUCAAUUCCAUCCUCGCUCUCUACACUGCACUUUAUCUACUGCCAUUCUUUUCCUACCGAUCCAAUUGGAUUUUGCAUUGGACGUUGGAAGUCUGUCUGUUAUUCGGUUCAUUUCUGGUCUUGCAUUUUGGGUUUAAGCCGAUCUAAUUUGGCUGCUGAAAUAUUAUUGGGGCGGCCAUUUGGAUCAUUGCUUUGUCAAAUUCAGAAAAUUUGGAGAGAUCUGUUGCAGUGUAAGAAAAGUGGAGAUUGAGUUGGAGGGUUCUGGAUACACGUGGGGGAAGUAACAGCGCCAUUAGAUGGCGCUGUUCAGACGCUUCUUCUAUCGGAAACCGCCUGAUCGGCUGCUUGAAAUCUCCGAGCGGGUUUACGUGUUUGAUUGUUGCUUCUCCACAAAGGUAUUGGACGACAAUGAGUACAAAACAUACUUGGGUGGAAUUGUAGCUCAGCUGCACGAUUACUAUACUGAUGCUUCUUUCAUGGUUUUUAACUUUAAAGAGCGGGAUAGGAGAAGCCCAAUAUCUGACAUCAUGUCCCAGUACACUAUGACUGUCAUGGAUUAUCCUUUGCAACACGAGGGGUACCCAGUAUUGCCAUUGGAGAUGAUCCACCACUUUCUGCGGUCCUGUGAGAGCUGGUUGUCACUCGAAAGCCAACAAAAUGUGCUGUUAGUGCACUGUGAGACGGGAGGAUGGCCCUUGUUGGCGUUUAUGCUCGCAUGCCUUCUUUUGUACAGAAAACAGUACACCGGUGAGCAGAAGACUCUUGAAAUGGUAUACAAACAAGCCCCAAGAGAACUUGUUUAUCUUUUAUCGCCUUUGAAUCCACUGCAAUCGCAGCUUAGAUAUCUUCAGUAUAUCUCUAGGAGAAGUUUUGGGUUAGAUUGGCCUCCAUCAGACACACUCUUAGCUUUGGACUGUAUCAUACUUAGGUUCCUUCCUCUCUAUAAUAAUGGAAGGGGAUGUCGCCCAGUAGUUCGUGUUUAUGGUCAGGAUCCUUCUUUACUUAAAUCCAAUAAGACUUCCACGCUUCUCUCUUCAACUUCAAAGAUAACUAAACACUCCAGGCUCUACACACAGGAGGAGUGCGAGCUAGUCAAAUUAGAUGUUCACUGUCGUCUCCAGGGAGAUAUUGUUCUUGAGUGCGUACAUUUGGAUGAUGAUCUAGUCAAGGAGGAAAUGAUGUUCAGAGUCAUGUUCCACACAGCCUUUAUUCGCUCAAAUGUUUUGAUAUUAACCCGAGAUGAAAUUGAUAUCUUCUGGGAUUUGAAAGACAGAUUCUCACGAGAGUUUAGAGUGGAGGUUCUCUUUGUGGAUGCUGAUGCAGUUCCAUCUAUUUUCACAACAGAAGAGUUAUCUGAAGAUGCGAGCGAGACAUCAGAGGCCUCACUUGAAGAGUUUUUUGAGGUGGAAGAGAUAUUCAGCAGCAUUGUUGACGGUCAGGAGGGAAGGGACUCAUCUGAUGAUUCCAGUGUUGGAGAAAGCGGACAGGUGGACAAUGAGAGUUAUGAUGUAGUGUGGAAGGAGGAACCGGAGCAACACUCUUUUCUAGAUUGUGCAUCUGAUGAAGGAAACCAAAGGCAUGAUGGUGUGAUUGGUUCAGAUUAUCAGGCAUCAAAAUCCAGCCCUGUACCAAAUGGAAAUGAGGAGUUAGUCUCUAUUAAUAUGUUUCCCGAAUUGUCAUGCACUUCAGAAGGCUCUCAAACUGCAUAUCAAAGUGUUCAGCGCACACAAAAUGAAGGGGAGAAUAAUAAAGAUAGACAAACAACACCCUUACAGAAUUCUGAAAGGCAUGGUUCCACACAGAAAAUUGAAGCUGAUAGUAACAACCAGCAGUUUUACAAUGUAUCUCUUGUUUCUCUGCCACCAGGACACUCGGAACAUGCUGCAGAUGCUUCUCCAGAGAAACAGUCACUAGCAAAGUCAGUUGACAGGGACACUAAUACUGAUAAGGAUAGAGCACCAACACUGAAGCUAGAGAUGCAUGGUCCCAAACAGAGAAUGGAUGCUGAGGGUAACAUGCUGCAGUCUGACAAUGACAAUGUACACCCUGCUUCCCCAAAGAAUCUGCCACUGGAUAAUUCAGACCAUUCUGCAGAUGCUUCUCCAAAGAAACAGGCACUAGCAAAGUCAGUCAUCGGGGAUAAUAAUCAAGAUAAAGAAAUAACGCCAUUACAUAAAUUAGAAAAGCAGGGUUUCCAACAGAAAAUGGAUGCUGAUAGUAACAAACUGCAGUUUGACAAUAUACCUCCUGAACAGCCACUAGCCAACUCAGAACCUUCUUCAGAUGCUUCUCCAAAGAAACAGCCCCAAGCAAAAUCAGAUGAUGGGGACAACAACCAAGACAAAGAAAGAACACCCACGCAGAAGUUAAAAAUGCAGUCUUCCCAACAAACGGAUGGUGAUAAUAACAAGUUGCACUCUGACAAUGUACCCCCUGCUUUCACAAAGAAGCAGCCACUAGCCACCUCAGAACCUUUGAAGGAUGCAUUUGGUGUCAAAAACACACUAAAACAGAUGGAUUCUUAUGAAGGCUCAUGGACCAAUUUAAUUUAUAAAUCAUACCCUCUGUUGAGGAAUUACAGUGCACCACCUUCACUUGAUCUUGCAAAGGAUUUUCAAUCAGGAGGGAAAUCAGAGUCUCAAUCUCCUCAUGCUUUUCCUGAAACCCCUGAUGCAAUAAAUGAUACUACAGGCAUGACAGGGCGUUUAGCAAAACAUUUUUCCUGUCCUGCAUCUUUAGAUACAUCAAUUAAUCAAAUUGCGCCCAUCAUUGUCUCUUCUACUUCUCUGUCAAACGGAUGCCAAGUCCAGCAAGUGCAUCUGCCACCACCACCACCACCACCUCCACCUCCUCCACUUUCAUCCUGGCAUACCAGCUCUCUAUUAUCACAAGCUCCAUAUAAGCGGCUAGUGCAGAUAUCUUCUCCUACUACUCUACAUUUGCCUCAACAUAUGAGCUCUAGCACAACAGUUUCUUCUCUUUGUCUAACUCCUUCCCCACCCCCUCUGCCAACAUUUCCCUUGUUUUCUACUUGUGCUACAGUGAGUACUAUUUCUCCACCUCCACCUCCACCGACAAGACAGCCCCUACCCCUUCCUCAAACUGUUGUUGCAUCAGAAACAACUCCUUGCAGAAAGUGUUUUGAGCUGCUUCCAUCAACACCAACGCCUUCACCCCUACCCCCACCCCCACCUCCACCUCCGCCCCCAUCCCCACCCCCUGCCUCAACUAGUGCAGAGAGUGCUUUUAGGGCUUUGCCAACCUCAUCUCCCCCAACCCCCUCAUUAGGCUGGACCAAUGUCUCUUGCUACACUUCUUCUAUAGUAGUAUCAAGUUCUCCACCACUUCCACCACCACCACCACCACCUCCUCCACCUUUAUAUUCAUCAUCAAUUAUGAAAUCUACUACUGCUUCAUUAUCCACUACAACUUGUCCUAUUUCUCUAUCUCCUAUUUGUAGUCCAACAUUUUCACCCACAAUUCUUCCCCUGGGAUCUUUUAUAGGUGAAAAACUACCUUCCCCGCAUCUUUUACAUGGUGCUCCCCAAUUUCCAUCAUCACAGCCCCUACCUACAUCGCAUGUUGCACCACCACCACCGUUGCCACCUUCUCCAUCGUCCCAAAGUGCUUCAACCCCUCACCGGUCUCCACAACCUCCUCCGAUGAACACUCCUCCAAAGCCUCCACCCCUGCCAACUUUGCAUAUUUCCUUACCUCCAUCUCCUUUAACUAUUGGAAUGCCACCUUCAUCACCAAGUCAUGCCAUAUGCAAAGCUCCAACUCCGCCACCACCACCUCCACGUCUACCUCCUAAGCUUCUAGCACUAUCCCAUCCAAAGGGUGGGGCUGUUGUUUCACCACCUCUAUCCUCUGGAGCCUGCCCUCCUCCUCCACCACCUCCUCCUCCAACCGCGAUAAGAAAUGUUUCUCCACUACCACCUCAAAACCUCAUAGAAGCACCAAAAUCACCACAGCCUCAACAUAGUGGAGCCCCAGUUCCCCCACCCCCUUUGCAUGGUGAAGCAUCACUAGUCCUACCCACUAAGGGAAUUAGAGCACCCCCACCUCCACCACCCCCAGCCCUUGUAGGAGGUGGAGUACGACCUCAUCUACAGUCACCUAGUGUCGGACUACCACUUUCUACACCUCCUCCAAUCCUCAGAAGAACUCCACUUCCCCCAUCCCCUUCAAGUGGCAUAGCACCACCUCCCCCACCCCCUCCAAGAGCUGGAGAACCAAUACUCUCACCCCCUCCAGCAGCACCACCUCCACCUCCUCCCCCUGGAGGUGGAAGAGAACCUAAUGCACCCCCUCCAGGAGCACCACCUCCACCUCCACCUCCAAUCCUUGGAAGAACUCCACCUCCCCCACCCCCUUCAAGUGGCGUAGCACCACCUCCCCCACCCCCUCCAAGAGCUGGAGAACCAAUACUCUCACCCUCUCCCGGAGCACCACCUCCACCUCCUCCUCCUGGAGGUGGAAGAAAACCUAAUGCACCCCCUCCAAGUGGUGCUCCACUUGGCCCUCCACCGAUACCUGGUCCUGGUUCUCAUCAUCCUACAGGUUCACGUGGACCUCCUCCACCACCAGGUGCUCCCGGAACUCCUCUUCCACCAGGGGCUCCAAGACCUCCUGGAGGUGCACCACCACCACCAGGGAGAGGUCUUCCUUCUGGAAGAGGGCGUGGGACUUCUGGAAGAGGACUUGCUGGAGCUGUUCGAAGAUCAACAUUGAAGCCAUUGCAUUGGAGUAAGGUAACCAGAGCACUACAAGGAAGCUUGUGGGAGGAAUUACAGAGACAUGGAGAACCUCAGAUUGCACCAGAAUUUGAUGUGUCAGAAAUUGAGACUCUUUUCUCUGCAGUGGUCCCCAAAUCAGAUAAAGACAAGUCUGGAGGAAAACAGAAGUCUGCUGGAUCUAAACCUGACAAGGUUCACCUGAUUGACUUGAGGAGGGCCAAUAAUACUGAAAUUAUGCUCACGAAGGUCAAGAUGCCACUUCCAGAUAUGGUGUCUGCUGCAUUGGCAAUGGAUGAGUCAGUUUUGGAUGCUGAUCAAGUAGAAAAUCUUAUAAAAUUUUGUCCUACAAAAGAAGAGAUCGAACUGCUCAAGAAUUACACUGGUGACAAGGAGAUGCUGGGGAAGUGUGAACAGUUCUUUCUGGAAUUGAUGAAGGUGCCACGUGUGGAAUCAAAAUUAAGAGUUUUUCUCUUCAAGAUUCAAUUUAACACACAGGUAUCAGAUUUCAGAAAAAGUUUAACCAUCGUGAACUCUGCUUGUGAAGAGGUACGAAAUUCUGUGAAACUGAAGGAUAUCAUGAAGAAGAUAUUAUAUCUAGGAAACACAUUAAAUCAAGGAACAGCCAGAGGUUCUGCAGUUGGAUUUAAGUUGGAUAGUCUUUUAAAACUUUCUGAUACACGUGCUAACAAUAGGAUGACACUCAUGCAUUAUCUCUGUAAGGCUCUAGCUCAAAAGUCACCUUCACUGAUGGACUUCCAUGUGGAUUUUGUUAGUCUAGAAGCUUCUUCAAAGAUACAAUUGAAGGCUUUAGCAGAUGAAAUGCAGACUAUCACAAAGGGAUUAGAAAAAGUAAAGCAAGAACGGAUUGCAUCUGAGAAUGAUGGUCCUGUAUCUGAAACGUUCCGCAAGACACUAAAGGAAUUCAUUGGAGCCGCUGAAGCAGAAGUGACAUCUUUGACAAAUUUAUAUGCUGUAGCGGGCAGGAAUGCAGAUGCACUAGCCCUGUAUUUCGGUGAGGAUCCUGCACGUUGUCCAUUCGAGCAAGUUGCUACGACCCUGUUAAACUUCACAAGGUUGUUCCAGAAAUCCCAUGAGGAGAAUUUGAAACAGGCUGAGCUUGAAAAGAAAAAAGCUCAGAAGGAGGCUGAGACAGAGAACGCGAAAGAAACCAACCACACAGAGACUCAAACCGAUUGAAUUACUUCACACUUGUGAAAUUUAUCCUUAUGAUGUGCUUGGUCCAUCUUCAGGGCGUGCAGAUUCUCAUUGUGAACCAUGCAAGCCCUCUGGAUUUUGUGGUAUGUAAAGAAAGGGCAUUAUCGAGGGGUUGUGAAUAUGAUACAGGAUGGACAGCUCUAGCUCUACACAGAAAGCUGAAGGGUUAGUAGGUGUGUUGUUUGGACUGUCCAAUGGGUUUUACAGACUAAAAAGACACCUGAAUCUUGUCUCAUUGGGAGAGAUUCUCUACAUUAUCAUACAGAUCGUAUUCCAGUCAAAAACACAUCUGGAGAUGCAUUUCAUGAGCGGCCACAGGGUUUGCGAUGAUUUUCAUCCUUCAGCAAUCAGCACCAGAGGUAUUUCCAUCAAAACUGUAAAACAUGCUAGAGGACCAGAACAUAGAAUGAACCAUGUACAAUGCCGGGCCUUGUACCCAACAGGUGACAUAUUCUUUCAUUGUAAAAUAGGAGAGGUCCCUUUUCAUAGGCAAAAUUUUGAUGGGAACGGUCGUGCAAUUCUUUGUACAGAAGUCAGGAUUAGGCAAGGAUAUAUAGAAAGAUAGGAAAUGUUAGUGUAGCUUUGUAAAAGAUAGGUCACAGGUUAGAUUCCUCUUCUUUGCUAGUUGCAAUUUUUUAUCAAUUAAUUUAUUAAUACAAAAUUUUCCCGUUUGUG